AGUUAGUCUGCUUUUGAACUCACUCUGUGCAGAAGGAGCACGUCAGGCGAUGCACUGAAGAACAGCGCCACAUGACGAAGUGGCAUAUUUCCUUCACGACAAAUUCCUUUCUGUGGAGUGGAACUAAAUAUAUGAAAAGGAUCUGUUUGCUUCAAUGUAUGUGACAGAGGAGUCUGGUGUUUUCCAUUGCCAAACACAUACCAGAUGACCAUCCUUGUGUCAACCCUGAUUCAGAGCAAAGUUAAGGUAGGUGAGAACUCUUUUACUGUUGCUGAGGGGAAAUGAAAACCAUCAGCAGUGCGAUGCAGGAGAGGACUGGUGCAUGUUCGUGUUAGUCUGUGGAUGAAGUUGGUCUUCUUUUUAGCUUGAUUGUUAAGAUUGCUGACCUACAUACAGAUAUCAUAGACAGCAUGGAGAAAAACAAUCAUGUGACAGGUGACAUUUGCAUCAUGUGCUCUUGCAUUUGCCACAUACCAGUCACAUCAAUAGUUUUAUUAGAUUACAUUAAUUGGAUUAUGUUUCAUCAUCAAUCAUCAAGUGGGUAACCAAUAGUAGUCUAGCAUUGAUAGUCUCUGAGCUUACACAAGGCAUCUUGUUUUACUUUGAGAGUUGCUUUUAUUUCCAUCUUCACUGUUUCGAAUAAUACUUUCAACAGACUGUAACUCUUUCUUUGCUUUCAAAGUAAAAAUUCAUUGUGUCGCAAGAUUUUUUCCCUUUUCCUUCAGGUCCCAGCAAUAAAUCUGCAUGCACAUUUUGUUCAGCCAAGAUUCACGGGGAAUCAUGAGAGUGAUCUUAAGGAGAAAGUGCGUGAAGUUGGUGUAAUCCAAAGAGUUAAAUUUUACAGCUCAGUGUAAUAUGAGGAACAGGCGACAAAUAAUGAAAGGGAUACACGCUGUCUCUUGUGGUUUUUAAAGAAUUGCCCUUUGUGUCUUAAUGUAUCUCAGAAGUCAAGAAGGGAACAGAUAAAUCAUGUUUUGAUGUUCCAGUCCAGUCUUUCUCUGGCAUCUGCCUUGACUGUUGCAAAAGAAAGGGUCACGUAAGUCAAGGGGAUGAUUAGUAAGAAAUACCUCUUGAGGGGCAGACAUUUGCCCGCAGUGUGAAAGACAUAUGCUCGUCCCACAUCUUUUAAUCCACUGUUGAAAUCCAUCUGGAGCCCAUUUCACUCUAACAAUUGCCAAAAGGUGCUUAGUAGCAGACGUUCAAGUCAGUGCAUGAUGCUCAGGCCAUGCUUUUUAUGGUGGAGGGCACUAUUUGACCAGAUCUGGAACUAAUCUCUCACCAGUACAGGUUCUUUUGAGGUCAAGCGCUGUCAAACAUCAGCGAGGAGAUAUGUCGCAGUAAAAGCCCGAUACUUGAGACGAGACACAGAGCUGCAAUGCAUAACAAAAAUCAUGUGCAGAGGUCCAAAGGGAGUGUUGUUGUUGAUGUAACAGAGCGGCUUCUCUUGUUUGCAUGAACUUUCUGUAAAAAUAGAAAGGAGAACUUUGGAUGGACAUGCUGGAAUUGCCUUGACGCAUACACUGUAAAACUGCUUUUGGCACAAUGUAGAGGAAAUUCCAUGUGAGCUUGCUUUAUAUCUUGUUUUCCUUGUAAAGUUAUUUAUAAGAGAACUCCAAUGAUGACAGGUUUGAAGGGAAAGCUGACUGCUAUUUGGAGUGCAUUCAUAUAAAAAUAGUUAAGGUUUGGGAUGCUAUAUUUGUCCUUAUUUACCCUGUGGUUGAGUUUGACAGAGUUCCAAAUUUGGCGUACUUGUCUGCACGAGCUUUCCGGCUGAGUAAAUGUCUGAUUGCGUUUGUGUUUGAGCCCUCCUUGCAGAUCUACAAGGGUGUUAAGAUAAUGUGUGGUUGUAUCAGUUGCAGGUAAAGUGUCUGUGUGUGCUUAUGUUCCUGAGCUUCCCUUUGACUAUGACUGAGAUCCCUGGUCCAUGCAGACACUCCAUCACUAGGGAGCACCUGCUGAUAGUCAGGCAUCUGGUAGGUGUUGAAACAUCACGUCAAUCAAGCGCUGUUGGAUCGGAGACAAUUCGUUGAUCGUAGGGUGAAGUCUUCUUUUGUUGCCUCUGCAGAUGGAUAACCAGUUAAGAAGCGGGUGCUCCAUCACCUACACAUUCACAGAGCGGAGGAGUUUGGUAAGGUAACAUUUGUUUUACGGGGCUGUUUCCAUCUGACGCCUUUGAUGAAAACUUUCCACUGACUAAAUCCUGUGUGGAGUUUAUGACCUCGCACUUUGAUUUCCCACAGAGUAAAUGUUGCUUUGUUAAAGCCGCUUUACCGUGGAUUCUGGAGCUCCUCACCACCCACUUCAAAUAUAAUCGGGGUUCAGUCAAUGAUGGCUACGUUCAGUCCCUGAGGGCGCUCAUCCUCAACAUCUACUCUCAGAAAUGUGUCCCUCAGAUUAAUGAGGAGAUAGAGGUGAGUGUGGGAUCCUCAGCACUGAUUCUGCGAUGUGUUUCUUCAGGACAAAGUUUUAAAACGUCUAUAAUAUAAACCAUAGAGGAGAAAUAUGUGAUGAGAGGUACUGCCAAGGAUGAGGAGAUAAAUCUGCAAAACAUUUAAGGUAUUUUCUGGGAAUCUGCCGCAGGAUAAGCCGGAGAGUUUUGAGAUGCUGUACAGAGGGUCACCGUCUGAGGCGUUGCAGAAGGCUUCAGAGGUAUUGUCCGCAUACUGGGAGCUGGUGACGACCAGCGACACGCCAGUGGAUUGGCGCUGCCAGCAUGAAUACACAGAAAGUUUUGGCUCCACGACAGAGCUGUUUACAGAGUCACCCACAGAACAUUUAACCGGUGGGAAUUUUAUCUUCCGGAAAGUUCUCUGAUGAAUUAUACAGAUGUCUGGGGCCGCUGAGAUUACAUAUCACGUGUCCUUUUCUACAGAAAGUUAUGGUAGCAACUCAGAAAAGGCCUUGCACAGAAGAAAAGACAGAGACCUAUACAAGCUUGGCUUCAUCAUCGCCUCCACCUGUGGAGGACUGCUGUUCCUGCUCACUCUCUACUGUCUCAUCUCACAAAAGGUAACAACCCUCCUCUUUUUGUUAAUUUUUAGAUCACUAUGCCUUUAUGAAGUCGAGCAAUGCAUUCCUGUCAUAUUGCAAUACAGAAGGCCUUGGCUGCUUGGCUGUGUCCUCUGGGGAACUCCCUAUUGCCAAAAAAACAAGCCCUACCCUUGCUGGUAAAUUCUGAGCAUAACAAAACAUGGUAGAGGCUGAUGAGAGCGAGAGUAUUGUUUUGCAACAGAAAAUUCUGGGUGCGUUUGUGUUCGUUCUUCUGUCCAGAUGGUACAUUUUAUACAGCAAAGAAAUACUCACCUGGCUGAGGCUCAUAUGUAUUGUUUGUUACCUCGGAGUCAAGACCUUAACAGAGACUCAAUCAUCACAUUCCUACACCAGGCGAACUCUGCAGAUUUGUUUGUGGUCUGUCUAAUCAAGGGCCUGAAAGAGAUUGAAGUCUCGCCAAAAGCCUGAGAAAAAGAGACAAUCCUCGGAACGCUGCCAAGCGCAGUUAAUUCUCGGUAAAGAUGUGUUUCCUAGAAAGCAGAUAUUUGUUAAUAGCCUAGCUAAAACUAACAAGCAAAUUACAUUUUGGCGUGGGCGUCAUUUGUUUCAGUUUUUAUUAAAAGAAGGACGCUAAAUAGACAUUCGAUCAUGGAGAAUCGAAAACAGAUUUACAUAGGACUCAGCUCCUCACAGGCUAAUGAAAUGUGGAGAAACUCUUGGAAGAGUUUUCUUCUUUUCUGGAAGGGUCUAUAAGUCUCAAAUGAAAAGGCUGCUCCGUAUUUGUGUUUAGAUUCGCCUGUCAAAUUGAAUAAGCAGAUUUUAGUUUGCAUUAUACUUUCUCCUGUAAACAUAAGUUUGCAUUGUAUUGUAUGUGUAGGGCAUUUGGCAGCAGCAGCAAAAUACUCUCCUUAUGGUGCCAAGCAAUUGCAAGGGUAUUGCUGUUGCCAUAUGUGCUGCGAGUGUAAUGCAUCAGUGCGAGAACAUAAAAAAUCAUAAAAACUGCAAAGGCGACAGUGCUGAACAAUCCAGUGCCACAUCGUGUUUAGUGCUUUAACAAGUGUGCUGAAUGAAAAGAUGAUUUGGAUCACAAGGGAGGCACUGGGAUGGGUUGAGGUUUGCACACCACUCCAGAAGUGAAGGAAACUUGCGUCAGUGACUUUCUGCAUUAAAUCAAAUUAGAGCUUGAUACAAGUGGUGAACUAAUGGUAAACAAAUGGAUCUAUUACAAGCAGUUGCACGGGGGUGUGAGGCCUGUGGUUUACUGGAGUUCUGUUGUUUAAAAGCAGUUCGCCUCAAACACUGCAGACUUCACAUGUGCUGGCAGAAACUGAGAAACAGCAACCAGAAAUCACACCCGAGCUCGAGAAAACCAGGGAGCUUACAUCCCCUCAUAAAUUGAUCCCUUGCAGGCUGAUUUAGGUGGUUUGUGAUUCUUGGGUAAAAAAAAAAGAAAACUAAAAGUGGAACAAGAGCACAAUCAAGAUUAAAUUUGAACUCAUUGUCACUGCAAGUAUAUUUGGCUCCGAGCAUCUCUAUUAAACAAAGCAAAUGCACUCUAGAAGUUGGAAGUUACGACCAUAUCAUCAUUCCUCAGUUUCUCGACAUCAAAACAACCUCAUGAAUUAUGCUAUGACAAUUUUUAGAAGCAAGAAGUGACCAUACAGGGAGGAGAACUAGAGAGUGGAACCAAACUAGAACAAGAAGUUUGUGAUGGCUCAAUUAGCAAAGCUGGACAGUCAACCCUGUGACUGAUUUAAUAGUCGUGGAUAAGUUCAAGCCUCAAGUGGACAUUGGAUGAACUGCACAAUUUUGCAUUAGCUUUAUUUUAUGACAUCACAGAUUGCUACUUUAAAAACUGACUGUGGCAUCUGUCCGAGUUAAACUCAGUGAAGCCUAUUUAACUUAUGUUGUUUAUGGAAUGAGCACCAUACAGGUCCUGCUAGGCAGCAGCUGUCUGCCUGCUGUAGCUAAUGUUAUCCUGAGGCAAACAAAGCGUAAAGUUUCCAACUCCCAGUGGAUUAGUUUACAGCAGCUUGGCCAAACAGUUUCCUUUCGCAUUUUCUUGCUGUUAUAUGCACUCAGUCUUUCAUGUGUGUUGACAUCUUGUUAGCAGGCCGUGGUUGUUGCCGCCUAGGUCUUUUUCUAUGAAUAAUCGACAUAUUUCCCAUCAGCUGAUAUGCAAACACAUAUUGUUUCUUAUAGGCAAAAUCAGUUGCUUGUGGUUAUCCCUCGACUAGAACCUGUGGUAGAAGCUAUGCAUGUCAGAAACUGGGGUGUACUCAUCAACUGUGUGGCCCUUGAGAGGGAAGGAUCUGUUUUUCCAUACAGUGAAGCCUAACUAUCAAGCAUUCUUCAGUAAACUACUGUUUUUGCCAUAGUGUUUACCUAUGACUUAGAUGGAAACUAUACGUCUGCACCUGGGGCGUCAACAAGCAGUAGUAAAAAUGUGCUGGACCAACUUUACACAGAUUGAUUGAUGUGACGUGCCUGAUCUGCUCGUCUCUUGCAUUGCAGAGAGAAUGGGCUCUGCUUCCUUAACUUAAGGCUGGUCCUUUAUUCUCUGUUUUACAUUAUUGGACAAACUGAUUAAAUCAGGUAUGACUGAUCAUUGAGACUGCUCAGACACUCCUGGAUUAAUCAGUUUGUCCAAUAAUGUAAGACAGGAAAUAAAGGAGCUACCUUAAUUCAGGAAGUAGUGGAGCUGUGCAUAGAGCCCAUAUCCGUUGCCAAGGGGCUGUUUAGGGUAUAGACCAAUCAGAUGCAGAUAUCUGACACAACCAGGUGAUUAGCAAGUGGGACAGGUAAAAACUUACAAGAGCAGAUAUCAGUCACCACAUGUAUAUUUUUUUUAAUGCAAUAAUAAGACAAAACAGUUUCUUUAUGUGUGUAUGUUCUCUGCUCAACAAAAACACUGGAUAGGAGGGAAGCAGUCUGCUUUAGAGGAUUAAUAAGACCCCACUAAAACUACCUCUGCUUCUGGCAAGCUGCUCUCUUGGCUGUGAGCGCACAGACAUUAAUGAAGGGCUCUUACAUACAGUGCAUCAUUCUCCACUAGUGGAAUUCUACUCGUACAAUAGCCUUUGGCAGAGGAUUUUUCCCGUGGCUUUUGUGCGUAUCACUUGAUUUCCUGUCUCGCCUGCUUUUCGCCAGUGUUUGAGCGAAUAUAUCCCUGCUUACUAACUCCCUGUAAGGCUGAUGCAUUAAGCGUCUUUCUGACUUUAAUUAACAUCAUCUGUGUUCUUCUCAGUGUGCAUGUGUGGCAACAGGAGGAUGAAAGGAGCCAUAAUGCUUUGUGAGGAAGUGACCAAUGUUCGAGAAAUGAUGCUCCACUUGGGGCAUCUGCGUUUCUGUGAAUAUUAAACUUGGCAGAUUCAGUAUGUGGGCCAGAGGAUGUGCUUUUUUAUUUUUAUUUUUUACCUAACUAGACUGGGUAAGCAGACAUAAUAUAAUGUCACGCCAUAUCAUUUGGUCUUGAUGCAUUUACUAAAUUUUCUAUGGCUGUGAGCUGAGUAAUUACAGUCUGCAGGGGGUACGAUGCUCCCAUCUAAAAAGUGGUUGGAUUUAGUGUACUGUGCAGACAGAUGGGUUAGACUUUCUUAUACUUUGAUCUAACGUAUAUGUUGCUACAACCACAGGCCUGUGAGUGAAUAACUCUGCUAUAAAUUGUGAGCUUUAUCUGACACAUGCGAGCUCUGUCCACCUGCACUUCUUUUGGUGGGGCAGUAUAUCCAAACUCCCCACAGGGUUAAAUCCAUAACCGUAUGAAGGUUUAAACUUGAGCCAAACAUGUGGCUCCUUUUAGCACCAUUCAAACGGCCAUAAACUCCCACCUUUGCUGCGCUGUUUUCCUUUCAGUGGUUAAUUUUGGCCAGGGUCCUUCUUUAAGUGACCUGUGACCCACCUCUAUCGCCACCCUCUGACCGAGAGCAAGAAACUGGCUUUGCUUUGUCUACAGAUAAAUUACAAAAUUAUGUAAACAUCACAUCGCUGAGGACUUUUCCUUAAUGUGAAAAUCUCUGAACAACUCAGCUGCUGUAAAUUUGAAAAGUCUGUGAAAAGCGUUUAAGUUAGAAUAGAUUUCAUCACGGACACGUUUCUGCUUCCUCCAGCAUUACCUACUUCCUCAUAACUGUGCAUUCAAACUCUACUAAAAUAUACCUUAACACAUACUUAAUUUUAUGCUUUGUUUCUUAACCCAUAACUGUUGACCGCCUGCCUCGUACUCCGUCAUCACUCAGAAACCAUGUAUGAAUGUUUGCAAAUGAUUUAGUUGCUUCGACAUUAAAGAAACGAGGUGUGUUUGUCACUUUGCCAACACCCCUGUAGUUCUCACAAUGUGUGGUCUGUGGGUUUUAUUUCAUCAACUCUUUUCUCUCCAAAACAGAGGACUCACAGCUCACACAGAUCAAUAUCAUACACAAACUCAAGGUAAGAAAACACCCACUAUGACAAUUCAAGAUCAUCAGUGUCUUCAUGUUGAUUAAACUUAUGCAAACCUUUGUCGCCUGAAUUUUUUAAGCAGAGACCUCCAGGAGUUGGAGAUGGAGCUACAAUAAUGUGAGUAUCCUUCCCCUAUACAUAAAAGUGUUGCAGACGGUUAAACAGCCAAAGCUGGAACCUAUUAAACAAACACAUGUGCAGGCCCAAAUGUAAAGUAUGAUCACCUACGUCUUUACACUUUAUGUGUUACUCUCUCUUUGUACAGGCAGUAAGGAGCACAUCCCUGCAGCAGCAGAUGGAGCACAUGUGAAGCUGUACAUUUUACCCAUCGUGAACGAGUUUCCAUAUCAGUACCAUGUGUGCAAGUUAUCAUGCUCACCUAUUUAAUCAGAAGCUUGGCUAUGACUGAGAGCAGAGAUGGACCAUAUUUUGAGAACCAUGCUAUGUAUAUACUGUAAUGUUUAUGCGUUAUCUACUGCAGAUAUCUUCCACUAAAAACAAAGUUUUAUUUUUACACUAGUUAUGUAUGUUGGAUAAUGUGUUUCCACUUGCUACCACUUAACCAAAUGUUCAUAAUGUUCGCAGGACACUACAAAGUUAUUUAUUAGUUUGAUGUUAUUCAAUCACUGUACUGAUAAUAAAAGUUCUAUUAAUACUGAUAUCAUAAAACAAGAUACAGUCCAGCUAGCAGUGCAUUGUUAUGUGAACAUCAUGCGAUAUCAUCUAAAGAGCAGGUAAUGGUUUCAUUAAAGGAUUCAUGUCACUUUACAGCCUUAUUUAACUCUUUUACAAGGAGUCUUUUUCUCACUAGAAGUGUUUCCCAUUGCUGCUGGAAGCUACCAUCUGUCAUAAUGCCUACAUUAAUCAAUGUAUAUUUUCGAAGCAAACAUUUUUAAGAAGCAAUGACCAAUGGUUUAAAUUCAGUUCUCUUGCAGAACAGUAUGAAUAUUUCCAUAUGUACCCUGGAGUAUACUUUGUUGUCGGUCACACACACUGAGCUGCUGUUAUUGGCUGAGGUAGAUCAUUAUCCACAAAGAUUAACAGCAGUCAUUGCUGCUGCUGCUUCACAAGAAAUGUCUUCACUGUGCAGGGCGUGACAGGGUUUGAUCAGAUAAGAUAAGAUGAGAUAGUUGUUAAUGCUCUUAAGAAAAUUUGUCUUGGAUCCAUCCAGUAUCCGCUGUUCAGAGAAUAGAAAUCACAUGGUGGGAAGAACUGGGUGGUUUUGGCAAGUCGGAUAAUGCUGAGGAGGGGGGGCUCUGAUGACUUUCACUCAUGUUUGCUCAGUGAUGGCCUAGCCUUAUGUUUUAUAAUAAUAAAUUGCAUAAUGUCUGACUUUGAGAA
This is a messenger RNA of Xyrichtys novacula (pearly razorfish), 8772 nucleotides long. Lineage: Eukaryota; Metazoa; Chordata; Actinopteri; Labriformes; Labridae. The record is from the annotation of a GenBank genome assembly.